Messenger RNA from Ilex paraguariensis (yerba mate), 479 nucleotides. The record is from the annotation of a GenBank genome assembly. NCBI's taxonomy places the organism in Eukaryota, Viridiplantae, Streptophyta, Magnoliopsida, Aquifoliales, Aquifoliaceae.
AUUUUCUCAAGCCAAACAAUCCUAGACUUGAGAGAAAAGAGGGAGAAAAGCAUGAGUUGCUACGAGUCCUCUAUCCAGUGUUUAUCCACUGCUUUAUGGAUCUCGUGUCAAAGGGUCAUAUCCAAGAAGCUCGAGCUUUUUUCAAUAGCUUCCGAGAAGACCAUGAGAUGAUGCAUUUACGUGACCUUCAAAAAUUGGAGGGGGUUCUUUCUCCCUGUCAUCUGGAGGAGAUGGAGUUUGCUCAUUCUCUAAGGCAAAGCAAAGUGAACAUAAAAAUAUGCCAGAACUCUUACGAUCUUCUGCUGCAAUAUUUGCACAAAACACAAUCCAUUAUGGUUCUUGGAAUUAUCAAUGAGCGUAUCAACUUUCAAGUUUCUCCUGGACAGCCAGCCUCAAUUUCUGAUGAUGCUGAAGUUGUUACACUUGUUGGGAGUGGGCAGGAUGCAGCUAAUCUGCUAAAUCAAAAAGGAAAACAUUAG